This is a messenger RNA of Cotesia glomerata, 2178 nucleotides long. Its product is annotated as neprilysin-2-like. The transcript is spliced from 7 exons. The record is from RefSeq and is a predicted model, not a curated record. Gene Ontology annotation, molecular function: metalloendopeptidase activity. Gene Ontology annotation, biological process: protein processing. Gene Ontology annotation, cellular component: plasma membrane. The coding region runs from base 16 to 2163 and encodes 715 amino acids. Lineage: Eukaryota; Metazoa; Arthropoda; Insecta; Hymenoptera; Braconidae.
AUCUCAAUUGGAAGUAUGGUAUAUCAUUUUUAUUCGUAUUCGGUGUGGCGGAGGUUCACUUUGCUUGCCGUGAUUUUCUUCAUGGUAGCAGCUGCUGAGAGUUCAAAUAAUAAAACAAAUGACCCAACCAGAAACCAGAAUUCUUUGAUAAAAAAUAUGGAAUAUGGAUUGUACAUGCUGCAAAAUAUGAACACGAGCGUCGAUCCUUGUGACAAUUUUUACGAAUUUGUUUGUGGUAAUUUUGACGAUCCGAAUUCUUCUGCUAAAAGUAAUAGAUAUUAUGAUAAAGCAGAUGAUGACAUGUCUUCGAGGAUGAAACAUUUGAUAACUGAUUCCCAUCGGUCAUUUGAAUUUGAACCUUUUAAAUUUAUAAGUGAUUUUUAUUACUCUUGCGAAAAUAUUAACAAUUACCACCGAUACAUUGAUGAAGAUGACACAGAUUUAUUAAAUGAAAUAAUAUCAAAAUUGGGCGGAUGGCCAGUUAUUGAAGGAAAUGAGUGGAAUGAAACUGAUUUUAAUUGGGAAGAUUAUGUUGAAAGAGCGAUAAGUAUUGGCCCCAUCGUUGAUGAUUUUUAUCACUUAAACAUAGAUUUGAAAGAAAGAGUUGUAAAAUUCACAUUAGAUCUACCCGUGAUGAGAGAUUCAGAAAGUGAUAUAUCAAACAACAAAUUAUCAAAUGCUUACUUUAAAUUCAUGUCUGAUGUCGCAAUAUUCCUGGGGGCUAAUAAAAACCAAACCAAAGAGCUUGAAUUAUCAUUAGAAUUCGAGCGAGAUAUUCAUAAACUCCAUUACAGCAAAGUUCAUGGUGAAGAUAAUAAUGAGCCGCUGGAGAUGUCAGUGAAAGAAAUGAUAGAGGAAUGGCCUAGUAUAGACUGGAUAAAAUCUUUAAGUUCUGACACAAAACCGUACUAUAAUUUUACAAAUGAAACGAAUGUUCAUAUAGAGUUUCCAAAUUUCAUUACUAACUUUGAGAAAUUGUUAAAAAAAACGCCUAAAAGAGUUCAAGCCAAUUACUUGAUUUGGAAUUUCAUCCAGUUUGCAAUUCCAUACAUAAAUUCAAAAACGCUUUGGGACCAUAGUCAAACUUAUAAAAAAAUUAGAUAUUCUAACCCAACUAAUAUUCCUCAAUUCGAUUGCGAGAAACUUGUUGAAGCUGAUUUGAAUCCUCUUUUGCAAGCUUAUUAUAUUCGAGAGUAUCCAGUUGAUGAGCAUACUAAAAGUGAGGUUGAAGCAAUUUAUUCAAAUGUAAAGAAAAAAUUGAUUGAAAUUAUAAAUUCUUCAAAAUGGCUUGAUAACAACACUAAAAUUCAAACUAUCGAUAAAGUAGCCUCUAUUAAAACGGUUAUUGGUUAUCCAGAUGAAUUACUGGACGAUGAUGAAUUGAAAAAUUACUUUAAAGGUCUUGAGAUUACUCGAGAUAAUUUUUAUAAAAAUUAUCUCAAUGCGAAAUUUUUUGAAAAAAAAAAAAUAGACUUUUGGCAAUUCAACAAAGUAAGUUCUGUUAAAACUGGUCUUGAUUUAUUUACAUUUAUGUACGAUUCAAUCAACAAUGCCAUAUAUGAUGAAUUCGAUAAUUUCUUAAGUGUGUCAGUUGAAUUACUCAGGAAUUACUUUUUUGAUGUUGGACAUUUCAAUUACUUGAAUUAUGGAGUAAUCGGUGAAAUUAUCGGUCAUGAAUUAAGUCGUGCCGUAGAUAGCGGAAAUAGAUUCUGGAAAAAUACUGGACUAAAAAAUGAAUGGAGUGAUUUACCUAAUGAUGAAUAUCAAAUGCAGGAGACUUGUAUGAUCAAUCAAUAUAAAAUAAACUAUCUAACAGAAAAUGAAAUUGAGCAUAAAGAUUCAAAAUACUUAAGUGAAAAUAUCGCGGAUAAUAUUGGAACAAAAGUUGCUUACUUGGCCUACCAAGAUUGGAUCACUAAAAAUGGUCAUGAGCCAAAUUUACCCGGACUAUCGUACACACCCAAUCAAUUGUACUGGAUAUCAUUCGCUAAUCAAUGGUGUAAAUCAAAAUCAUUAUUAUUGAAAUGGAAAGACAACGCCAUUCAUGCUCCUAACGAUAAACAAGUGAUUGGAUCUCUUUCAAACAGCAUUGAGUUUUCGAAAGAUUUAAAUUGUCCUGUUGGAUCUAACAUAAAUCCUUUAAAUAAGUGUAUUUUCUUCUGAAAACAUUUAUUGCGG